Sitodiplosis mosellana (orange wheat blossom midge) is the source of this 6695-nucleotide messenger RNA. Its product is annotated as facilitated trehalose transporter Tret1-like. Gene Ontology annotation, biological process: transmembrane transport. The transcript has 15 exons. The record is from RefSeq and is a predicted model, not a curated record. Lineage: Eukaryota; Metazoa; Arthropoda; Insecta; Diptera; Cecidomyiidae. Bases 198 to 1571 code for a protein of 457 amino acids. Gene Ontology annotation, cellular component: membrane. Gene Ontology annotation, molecular function: transmembrane transporter activity.
AUUUCAUAGAACUUUAGGGUUCGCAUAUUUUGAUAACCGAGCAACGAGACAUUAUUCGUUGAAUGUUAAUAACAAGUCAUAUAAUAUAUGAAUAGUAAAAAAAAUUAUUCAUUCAGUUUAAAACGUGCGCUCAGUAAGAUCACAUCUCGUCUAUUUGCAACAGACUUCCGUGACCAGUGAAUAAUAAUAGAAAUAAAAUGUUUUCGUUUUCGCCUGUGUAUAAACAGUUCUUAACUAUAAUUGCUUGUAACCUAUUGGUGCUAUCUUAUGGAUGGUCGUCUGGUUGGUCAUCAAUCAAUUUAAAUGAGCUAGAAAAUGCAGCGAGUACAUACAGCGUGAAAGGAUUGUCCAAAGACGAAACAUCGUUGGUUAUAUCGAUCUUAUAUGCGGGCAGCUUCACUGGAACUUGCAUUGUUAUAGCGAUCAGUCAAAUGAUCGGCAUCAAGAGAACGAUUCAUCUAUUUGGAUUGCCGUUAGUUGCUAGUUCCCUCCUUCUUCUUUACGCACAAAAUGUGUACUAUUUAUAUGCAUCGAGAUUUCUGUGUGGUAUGGUCAGUGGGUCAUUGGUUGUUGGCAUUCCAACUCUUGUCAACGACAUAUCCAGCGAUAACGUUCGAGGUGCUCUCAAUUCAUUAUACGAUCUAUUUAGCAAUUCCGGGACAAUAAUUUCAUUCUUCCUUGGAAAACAUUUGAGCAUGGACAUUCAAGUGAAAACCCAAUUGAUAGUGCCGAUCAUAUUUCUACUUAUUAUGUGUCUACUGCCGGAAUCGCCUGAAUAUUGGAUUCGGAAGUGCAAAGAGAAGCGAGCGAUUAAAUCUUGUAAAUUUUAUAAAGGAAAAGUUGAUAAACUUGAGCGUAUCGGAUUCACGUCAAAUCAUCCAUGUGUCGAGGCUGCAACCAAAACAAUUGACGAAGAAGAUGACGAACAAUUGACUCUGCAGGAUUUUCUCUCACCCAAAGCAAAGAAAGCAAUUUGUGUGGCUUUUUUGUCGCUGCUGCUGAGUUUCUUAUCCUGUGCUACGGUUACUUUCAACUACGUCGAACGUAUAUUUGAACGAACUGUAUCAUCCAACACAAAGGAUUAUUCGUUAGGCAUAUCGAUCGUUCAGCUGGUGGCAAAUGUCAUAUUCUUGACGAUCGUUGAACGCUUCAAACGAAGGACUCUUUAUAUUUGGUCAUCGAUCCUAACAACUGUCAGCUAUUGCGUGUUCGGUACCUACUGUUUAGUUUUACUCAAACAACCAAAAUAUGAAUUGAUUUCGGUGCUUUGCUUCGUAUUCAUUACAUUCAUAAGUUGCAUGGGAAUGGUACCAGUACCGUACAUUUUAGCUGUUGAAAUAUUUCCGAAGAAAAUUCGAAAAGUAUGUCUGACUGCAGCUAUUUUGAUGAUGUGGAUUGUGUUGUUCGCACUUGAUCGAGUCUUUCCAAAUUUCUUGGACUUCUUUGAACUGCACCAUUGUUUUUACAUACUGGGUGUUAUGAGCUCAUUGAACGCGAUAUUUGGCAUAUUUUGUGUUCCUGAAACAAAGGGAAAAACGCAUGAGGAAAUUAUGGCACUGCUGGAUAAUUAAGAAUUUUAAAGGCAUCUUAUUAAGUCAGUUUUUGAUUUACGGUAUUCCACUAUACUGGACUUACCCAAUGGUGAUGUUUUCUUGAGUGAAAUCACAUUAAUUAGGAUUACAAAAAAAUGUCAACAGACAUUUAUUGAAAUCGCAUAAUAAUUGACUAAAAUUGAUGUAAUUUUUUUUAAAACUUUUUAACGCAAAAUCAAAUAAAUAUAAAAAUUAAUUUGUAAACAAAGAACACCGCAAAUGAGUAGACUGAUGGAACAAAUUUAAUACGUAGAGUCUAAAACUUUCAGUGAUGAGUUGCUUCCUACUUUGCCAUACCAUCUAAUUCCAACUUUAGAAUUCGGAGUUCGAUUUUAUUUUGACUCAUGAGAUAAAGUCUACGUGCACCAAUGUCAAUCAAGUAUGUCACCACAAUCAUAUUAUAAUUUAUUUUCUUGAACGAAUUAGUAGUGGUUUUGACAAAGCUACUGCUCAAAAGGUCGGUAAGUUUAUCAAUGAAACAAGUCAGUUUUGCCACACAUUGUCAACUUGUCGGUUAAGUACUGUCUUCUGUCUACUUUUGAUUUGAGCAACAUUUAACAUAUUAUCAAUAUCGGAUUGAAAUUAUCGGAUUUUUUUUAUAUCAGUCUCAAUUUGGCUGGGCAAAAAAGAUUGAGCAUAUGGAACAAGUCACGAUACGCCUCAGCAUGUGCUUCUUAUCGCAUAAUUUAGAAAAAAUUACGAUUUGAACGUCAUUAUUCGCAAACGAUUUUGUAUACAAACAAUUCAUUGAGCGUACAUUGGCUUGACUGAAUAAUAUCAUCUCACGGUAUGAAGUACUGCUAAAACGGCUCUCGUUUUAAUAAUAAUUGUUUCUAAAAAUAAAUGAACAACACAUCAAUAAAUCAACAGCCGAAAGUCAAAUUAACGAAUUAGAGACAAUAUGAAAACAGAUGCUGAAAUUCAAAAUUAUCAUUCAGGAGCGUUGUGUGUUACUCAAAAAAGAUAUCUGUCUAACAAUGAUCCAACAGAGUUUGAAUUAACCGAACAAAAUAAUUCAAAUUGGCACUGACUGGAACUAUGAUAGUUUAUCUUAAUCGUCUAUUGCAAAUUAUUUGAUUUUUUGUGUCACUAUCUUAUCUCUGGCCUGAUUGUGCCGAAUCAUUUUAAAUCAGAAAUUUUAUCUUUUCCAAUAUAACCCUGUGCACGGUGCGCAAAAUCAUCAUCUAUUAAUUGACGUUUGCAUUUCAUACAAUCACCGCUCAAUGAUACAAUUCGUGUCGAAAUUAGUUGUGCAUAGCAAAAGAGAAAAAACAGUCUGGCAAAAAUGAGUGGAAUAUCACCAGUUUUCAAACAGUUUCUAACUAUAAUUUGUUGUAAUUUACUAACACUAUCGUUUGGAUCAUCGGUGGGUUGGGCCACGAUCAACUUUCUUGAAUUCCAAAGUGAGAACAGCACGUUGACAAUAGGCCGUUUGACAUUGGAUGAAGCAACGAUGCAAGUGUCACUCGUCAAUAUCGGCGCAUUCCUAGGUACAUUCGCCAUUUUGCCUAUUAGCCAGUUGCUUGGUAUAAAACGAACGAUUCACUUGUUUGGUUUGCCGUUAAUCCUGAGUUCACUGCUUGUCAUCUGGGCACAAAAUAUUUACUAUUUAUAUGCAGCCCGAGUGCUGAGUGGGUUUGUCGGCGGUGCAUUAGUUGUUGGCAUUCCAACUCUUGUCAACGAUAUCUCGAACGAUAACAUUCGGGGUGCUCUAUACUCAUUAUACGAUCCAUCGUAUAAUUUAGGAGUUAUCAUUUCAUUUUUCUUGGGCAAUUACUUGAACUGUUUGGAUCAAGUGAAGGCACAACUGAUUGUGCUCAUCAUUUUCGCAAUUGUGCUGUUUUUAUUCCCGGAAUCACCCGAGUAUUGGCUGAAAGGUCACCUAGAUAAGCGAGCACUCAAAUCACGAACAUUCUACAAAGGGAAUACAGUGACGCCAGAACAUGUCGAGUUCAUUCAAGUCAACGAUGAAGACGAGCCAGAUUCCAAAUUGACUAUCCGAGAUUUUUUUACGCCACAAGCCCGAAAAGCAUUGAUGAUUUCCUUCACAAUGCUCCUAUUGAGUUUUUCUUCUGGGUCUUUAACAAUUCUCAGCUACGUAACUGAUAUUUUUUCCAAAACCGGUUCAUCGUUGUCAGAGAAGAAUUCCUCACUUUUAGUUUCGAUCACGCAAAUCGUUGGGAAUUUGGUUUUUUUGAAUAUCAUCGAGAGAUUCAAUCGAAGGACUCUGUAUAUUUGGUCAUCAAUACUAACGAUGGCUUCUUACUUCUUAUUCGCCACUUAUUGCUUACUUUGGAUCCAGCGGCCCGAAUACCAAUGGAUGCCUCCGUUAUGUUUUGCAUGCAUUAUUUAUUUCAGUUGCAUGGGACUAUUACCAAUUCCAUACAUUUUAGCCAUAGAAUUAUUCCCGAAAAAGAUUCGCCAAACCUGUCUCGCAUUCUCCGUUUCUUUAUUAUGGAUUAUUUUAUUCGUAGUUGGAACAAUAUUUCCCAGCUUUCUGGAGCGGUUUGAUCUGCCCAUUUGCAUGAUGACUCUCGGUGUUAUAUCGUCAUUAAAUGUGGUGUUCGGCUACUUUUUCGUACCAGAGACACGAGGAAAAUCAUACGAAGAAAUUAUGGAACUUUUGGAAUAACCUCUUAUUUAUUUGUAUUUUUAAAAAAAUGUUAGUACCUAAAAAAAUAAUCACAUGAUUUUAAUUUUCUUUUUCGAAGACAAAAUCGCAACAUUUUCUGCAUGCUUUCUACAUUCGUAACGACGUAUAUGAUGACGAAGCUUGAUUCGCCUAAUUUGAUCGAUAAAGUAUUUACCCAUGUCAGUGUAAAAUGGUAGAAAAAUGCUGUAAUAUUGGGUCUGGGAAUUAGUUUUGUCGAUUUUUUUAAAUUUUCAAACAUUUAUUUGAAUACCAAAAUGAAAUUACAUUUCAAUCAAAAUAUUGUCCAUCGGAAGCGAUGACCUUCUGCCACAAUGUGGGCAAUUGACGGAUGCCUGCCUUAAAAAAUUCCUCAUCUUUUGAGGCUAUAAAUGCAUCGAGCCAAUUUUGGAUUUCUUCAACUGAAGAGAACCGCUCUCCGUCCAUAUGGUUUUGCAUCGAUCGAAACAAAUGGUAGUCGGAAGGAGCCAGGUCUGGGCUAUACGGGGCGUGAGCCAAAACUUCCCAUCCGCUAUUUUCCAAGUAGUUUUUGACCGAUUUCUCAAUGUGUGGCCGAGCAUUGUCAUGUAGGAAAAUCAAUGUCUCUUUUCUGGUCUCCCAUUUCGUGCGUUUUUCUUUGAUUGCUUGUUUCAAACGUAUCAAUUAUUGUCGGUAGAAAGGCCCAUCGAUGGUUUGACCACUUCUCAGCAGCUCAUAAUACACCACUCCCUCCUCAUCCCACCAAAUAGACAGCAUUACCUUGUCGCCGUGAAUUUCUUGUUUUGGCUGUGAUGUUGCUGGUUGGCCGGGCUUAACAUACGAUGCUUUGCGCUUGGGGUUAUCGUGAUGAAUCCAUUUUUCGUCACCAGUGACAAUUCGAUACAGAAAACCUCUUUUUUUGUGCCUUGCGAGCAGCAUUUCGCAAGUCACUAAACGCCUUUCAGCUUGCGCUGGCGUCAAUUCAUGUGGUACCCAAUUUGACAACUUGCGAAUGAAACCAAGGGCCCUUAAACGAUAUCCAACAGUGCUUCGGUCAACAUUCAAUGCUCUGGCAAGCUCAUCUUGAGUUUGACUCGAAUCUUCAUCGAGCAAUGCCUCCAAUUCCGCAUCUUCAAACUUUUUUGGCUGGCCGGGACGUUCCUUGUCUUCCGUGCUAAAAUCACCACUUUUGAACCGUGAAAACCACCGUUCACAUGUACGUUCCGAUGGAGCAUGCUCACCAUAGGCUUCCACCAACAUUCGAUGCGCUUCAGCCGCAGUUUUCUUCAAAUGAAAGCAAAAAAUUAAUGCUUGCGGGAAAUGUUGCUUUUUCGGUACAAAAUUUGACAUAUUUAAGGUGCAAAAAAAAAUGUUCAUCCAAACUUCGAUGAAAUGAUAGAUGAUGAUUUUUGUAGUUUGACACUAGACCACUCAUGUGAAAAAGAAAAAAGUAUUGCCCGAUACAACCAUGCAAAGUUACGCCAUCUUUUGAAAAAUCGACACGAUUAAUUCCCAGACCCAAUAAGAAUUUUGACUGAAUCAAAAUCACUUCAUUUGGUUUUUCCAAAGUGAUCCGAACGUCUCGACAAAGCAAUGAUUUGUUCAACUUCAAGAAAUCAAAAUCCGAAUCGUUUCAUCAUCAAAAUCGUUGUAACUUUUCUAAAUUAUAUUUUUUUCUUUCCGUUUUGUGAUUUUAUUUACUACUUGGCCGAAGUACAAAAUAGAUUCUUCGAAGUGUGCUUUAAUGUUCACCUAAAGACCGUUUUAAGAAAAUCUGCAUUUAAUCCAGAAUAUGUUUCAACCUUGUUUUGAAUAUUUUUCCUUAGAAAACAUUGACAAUGGUAAGAGUAUUGUUUCUUAGGGCAAUGUGAGAUUUAAUGUUUAGUCUACCCAUAUGGUUCAAGUGUGGAGUUGUGUGGAAUUGUGAGGUGAUAGGCGAAAACAGUAGAACCACAACAGCGCAAACAAUGCAUUGAAAUCAUUGCGUGCACUCAACUCAAUGUCAACGCUUGUAUUAUUUGCUAUUUCGCAUCUCCACAGUAGUCCACAGUUGACCCGUAUUGGGAAUAUUAAUUAUGUUUUGAGACAUAUGAUUAAAAAAAACGAAGUCGCAGACAAAUCUUGGUCGCUCAUAACCCUUCAUAAUCCUAUUAUCCAAAUGACCGAAUUACAAGAAUUGCUCGAAACAUCAGCCUGAAACACCUGUUUGAAGGAAGGAUGGUAAACUAAGUGAAACUAUGCGGAUAAAUACGGAUGCAAACAUGGAAUGUGCUUUAGUUUACGUUUGACUUUUGAGCAGAAAGCUACGAUUGAACAUUUCAGAAUUUCUAACUUCAACAAUUAUACCGCCGAACCACUUUCAAGAUAGAAAAGAAUUUUAAUUGCUGGCGAAACAGUUUCAAAACUUCGAAAAAUAAUAUAAAACAUUUUCAUCGUAUUUCAAGUGUGAACAAAUUAAAUUUCAAUAUAUAAAGAUGUCGAUGUAUUAUUCUCAA